Messenger RNA from Oncorhynchus gorbuscha (pink salmon), 565 nucleotides. RefSeq names its product EH domain-binding protein 1-like. The transcript is spliced from 2 exons. NCBI's taxonomy places the organism in Eukaryota, Metazoa, Chordata, Actinopteri, Salmoniformes, Salmonidae. The annotation marks the transcript as partial. The record is from RefSeq and is a predicted model, not a curated record.
GAGUCUCCUUCAGGUCGUAGAAAGGCUCUGGCCAGCAGCAGCAUCAACAUGAAGCAGUAUGCCAGCCCCAUGCCCACACAGACUGACGUCAAGCUCAAGUUCAAGCCCCUCUCCAAGAAGGUGGUGUCUGCCACGCUACAGUUCUCCCUCUCCUGCAUCUUCCUCCGUGAGGGCAAGGCCACUGACGAGGACAUGCAGAGCCUGGCCAGCCUGAUGAGUAUGAAGCAGGCUGAUAUCGGCAACCUGGAUGACUUUGAGGAGGAGGACGAGGAGAAUGAGGAGAACAGGGCCAACCAGGAGGAGAAGGCUGCUAAGAUCACAGGUGAGAGGUUACACACACACACCUCUAUUUGUUAAGGGGACCAGAAGAAGCUGCUGAGAUCACAGACAAAAUGCAGCAAAUCUCCCCCUCCAUUGUAAAAGGUCGUCUGACCUCAGUGAGACUUCCUGCUUCCAUAAGAGUAUUUUUAAAGAUUGUCUUGUCAUCAGAAGACCAUGUGGGCAUGUAGUAACACCCAUGAAGAACACUGAUUCAACAACUGAGGGCUUCUAAGCAUCAUGUAGA